UGCCCCUCCGUUCUAGCAAGAGUGCAAGGUAGGUUAGCCCUGUCCAGUAGUCCAUACACCAGGGAGCUGGUAGCCGGCCAGCUGCGAAGAUCGAUCGUGCGCGAUCCAUGGACAUCAGGGCGGGCGCUCCGGAGGCGAAGGCGGGACGGGAGUGGGGGCUGCCGGCAUCGAUGGUGCUGGUGCAGCUGUUCAUGGCGGGGAUGAUCGUGCUGUCCAAGGUGUCCAUCGCCGGCGGCAUGUUCAUCUUUGCGCUCCUCGCCUACCGCGGCCUCCUCGGAGCCGCAUUCGUCGUCCCCUUCGCGCUCGGCUAUGAAAGGGGUAAGUGGAGGGAGAUGGAUUGGCACGCCACUGGAUGGAUCUUCCUCAAUGCCUUGAUCGGGUACACAAUGCCAAUGAGCCUAUACUACUAUGGCCUCCGCGAUACAACACCAUCUUAUGCCGCCAUCUUUAUGAAUAUAAGUCCGUUGUUAACCUUCAUCCUCUCGCUCAUCUUGAGAAUGGAGACGUUGCAAAUCCGGAGCAUAGUUGGAUCACUGAAGAUCGUAGGCAUUAUGCUCUCUAUUGGAGGCACUAUGCUCAUCAGUCUUUACAAGGGCAAGAUAUUGCAUCUUUGGGAUCCCAUCCUAGAGCACCACCACAGAGAAUUGACGACUAAGGUUGCGGGAAAUCAACUAAGAGGAACAAUAUUCUUGGCAGGCAGCAGCUUCACGUUUUCUUGCUGGUACCUGACUCAGUCAAAAGUUCUCAAGGUGUAUCCAUACAAAUAUUGGUCAACUAUGGCGACAUGCUUGGCUGGAGGAUUUCAGACAACACUAGUUGGAAUAAUAUUGAGUAGAGACAAGAACACAUGGAAGCUAGGUUGGGAUCUGAACCUUGUGACCAUCUUGUACUCGGGGGUACUUGCAACGGCGGGGAGAUAUUGCAUGACCUUGUGGGUCGUGUCCAAGCGAGGCCCAACAUAUCCUCCGAUGUUCAACCCAUUAUCUGUGGUGUUUACGAUUUUGUUGGACUCAAUCUUCAUAGGCGACGAAAUUACUGUGGGAAGCCUAGUUGGAACGGCAAUGGCGAUUGUUGGGCUCUAUAUUUUCAUAUGGGGAAAAUCAAAAGAAGUGAAUGAAAAAUAGAUCUCAUCGGUGGCUAUACAGGAAUAUUGCAUAUUUUUUCUUACUAGUAAGCAUGAACUGUGAAAUGCAUGCCUCCACUGUUGUUUAGCAAUUAUUAUCCCAAUUCAUCCAUAUUUUGUACAAAUCCUUCAACAUUUCGUAAGAGAUAACCAUGGAAAAUUAUAAAUAUUUAUAUAUAUAUCAGAAUAAAAUCUU
Molecule: messenger RNA, 1319 nt
Organism: Triticum dicoccoides
Lineage: Eukaryota; Viridiplantae; Streptophyta; Magnoliopsida; Poales; Poaceae
Product: WAT1-related protein At5g64700-like
Exons: 7
Coding region: 108-1124 (338 amino acids)
Cellular component (GO): membrane
Molecular function (GO): transmembrane transporter activity
Source: RefSeq, a predicted model, not a curated record